AUGGCGCCCGCACAGCCCGAGCUGAAGAAGUACCUUGACAAGAGACUGUUUGUCCAGCUCAACGGCAGCCGCAAGGUCAUCGGUGUUCUCCGCGGUUACGAUGUUUUCCUGAACAUUGUGCUGGACGAGGCUGUUGAGGAGAAGGAGGGCGGCGAGAAGGUUCGGAUAGGCAUGGUGCAACAGGUCAUCCGCGGCAACUCCGUUGUCAUGCUGGAGGCUCUGGAGAGAAUCGGCGGUGACGAUCGCAACCACCAGCGGUAA
Messenger RNA from Colletotrichum paranaense, 261 nucleotides. Its product is annotated as LSM domain-containing protein. Gene Ontology annotation, cellular component: U2 snRNP; precatalytic spliceosome; SMN-Sm protein complex. Gene Ontology annotation, molecular function: RNA binding. NCBI's taxonomy places the organism in Eukaryota, Fungi, Ascomycota, Sordariomycetes, Glomerellales, Glomerellaceae. Bases 1 to 261 code for a protein of 86 amino acids. The transcript has 4 exons. Gene Ontology annotation, biological process: mRNA splicing, via spliceosome; spliceosomal snRNP assembly. The record is from RefSeq and is a predicted model, not a curated record.